CAGUGGCUUGCUGACGGUUGGAGAGUGUGGUGGUAGUGUCUGUUAGCGCGCUUCUUUACCGCCUGCUAGGUACCGUUCACUUCUUGUGUUUCAACAUGAAGGCGGAAGAUAUUAUCAACCGAAUUAAUUUAAUUGAAAAGAAAGCCCCACUCAAUGGCUGCCUCCUGCCUCACAACAAAACUAAAUUCACUCCAUCAGGCCCCAAACAUAACUCCACCUCAAACUCCUUCAUUUCCAGUGUUAAGCCUGAUUGCUCCAAGUUGAAAGGACUAGAGGUGAGCAGCGUCCCCUACGUAGACAAGCAUGCAGAGGAGCUGCGUGGCGAGGACAUACCGCUGCACGUGGCGUUCUUCACGUUCCUGUCGUACGGCGUGCUGCUGCUCGUCGGGUACAUCAAAGAGUUCUUCAGUCCACCCUCCAGCAAGGAGCGCCACAGGGAGGACUACGUGCCGCUGUUCGUAGGCUUCGAGAGUUUCUAUUUCCGCAACGUGUACCGCCCCAUCAGCGACUGCUUCUGCCGCCCCAUCUGCGGCGUGCCUGGCGAGCGCAUGACCGUCCUCGAGCGCACCUCCCACAACAACAACUGGGACCAUGUUCUGACUGGCCGCAAGAUCGACUCAAUCAACGUGGGGUCGUACAACUACUUAGGUUUCGCUGAAAAGACCGGCCCCUGCCACGACGCUGCCGCCCGGGCCAUCUCAUCCCUCGGUGUCGCCGUCGCUAGUGCCAGGACCGAGAUGGGUACUCUGGAGAUCCAUCACGAGCUGGAGGCGCUGACGGCGGAGUUCGUGGGCACGGAGGACGCCAUCACAUUCGGCAUGGGCUUCGCCACGAACGCCCUGAACCUGCCGUCCCUCAUGGGCCCAGGCUGCCUCGUGCUCAGCGACGAGUGCAACCACGCCAGCCUCAUCCUCGGCCUCAGGCUCUCCGGUGCCACUGUCAAGGUAUUCCGCCACAACGACUGCAAUGACCUGGAGCGUCGCAUUCGGCGAGCCAUCAUCGACGGCCACCCGCGCACUCGACGGCCCUGGAAGAAAGUCUUCAUUAUUGUUGAGGGCAUUUACAGCAUGGAGGGCUCCAUCUGCAACCUGCCCCGCCUCAUCGAAAUCAAGAAGAAAUACAAGGCGUACCUUUACGUUGAUGAGGCGCACAGCAUCGGGGCGCUGGGGCCCCGAGGACGCGGCGUGGUCGACUACCACAACUGCGACCCCAAGGACGUCGACAUCCUCAUGGGCACCUUCACCAAGAGCUUCGCCGCUGCCGGGGGCUACAUCGCCGGCUCCAAGGCGCUGAUCCAGCACCUGCGCAUGAGCUCUGACGCGCAGCACUACGCCAGCGCCAUGGCGCCCGCCGUCGCCCAGCAGAUCAUCACCUCCAUGAGCAUCAUCAUGGGCAAGGACGGCACCGAUGAGGGCAAGCGACGCAUUGAGACGCUGCACCGCAACACCGUCUACUUCAGACAUCGCCUGCAGCAACUCGGCUUUAAGCCAUUCGGACACCCGGACUCGCCGGUCGUGCCGAUAAUUACUUUCCUGGUCACCAAAAUUGCGUUCUUGGUGCGGGAGCUGAGCAACCGCGGCGUGGCGUCCGUGGGCGUGGGCUUCCCAGCCACCAAGAUCACCGGCGCCAGGAUGCGCUUCUGCCUCUCUGCUGGACACGACAAACAGUCGCUGGAUGAGGUACUGAAGCACCUGAACGAACUUGGCGACGUGCUCUGCUGCAAGUACAACAAACACAAAGGCCGCGCUGAUCUACAAAUUGAGUGGUAGGACCUGUCAUGAACCUUCACACAACCUCCGUCAACUCUACUGCUGCUGCAAGUCUCGUAUCGACGCUUCGUCGUGUGUACUGCUGCUGUAUCGCCCGCAUCCGACCAUGAAAUGUUUAGCUCCACUCGACGCAUCUUACUAGGAAUUUUCUCUUCUCGGUUACUUGCGCUUGCCGCUAUUAUUCCCAUCUUUUCGGUUGUUAGCUGCAUAUAUUUUUUUGCAAAAUCAUAAUUUGCUGCGUUUAUAUUAGAAGUUUAAAGCUAUUUGAUGUUAAACUGGCGGUAACUUUCUAUCUUUCAUGAAUUGUCAUUAUAUCACAGUCGUCCCAUAUGUUUUUUGAAGUAAAAUUUUUUUGAUAUUCUAUGGGAGUUAUAGCAUUUGAAAAUGCUGUGUUUCGCAUAUUAAGUAUUUCUAGAAUUUCUGUUGUGGAAUUUUCCGAUUGAGAUCUCGUUUUUGCUCUGAUUUGCAUGCGUGCGGCUGCUGAUACUCUUGUCUCUGUUUCAUCUCACUGUCGAGAUAUGCUCGAAGUGGUCCGUGAGGAACGUCCGUCUCUGGUAUCAUAAUGGUUUAUAAAAAAUUAGCAAUGGCGUUAACUUAUCAAUAAGUAUCAAGAUAUUUCUUAAUUAUUCAACUUCUAAAUAGCUGGCAAAUGUUUGCACUUUGUUGCUCGUAAGUGUGUAUAUAUUUUAUCAGACGACGAUCAUGAAAAACUUCCCGCUCGAUGUUGACGAAAAUAAUUGAGCUACUAAAAUUAUAUAUGAUGUACUCUGAGGUUUAAAAAGUAUCGUGGUUGACAGUUUUGAUUCUUUAAUAUUUUUAUGUCUGUCACCUUAGAAGAUUGUGAUGUGUUGUUGAGAGAAUUGUAGCAUCUUUUUGAGCAACAAAAGAUUGAUGCGCUCAUGUGUCACAACGAAAUUACCACCUGAAUUUUUAUAGAAUCGCGAAUUAUGCAAGCUUUUUUGCGUUGAUAUUGAAAAUCAAUGAAAUGAGUUACAAAAUAGCCGUUGCCUGAAUAAUACGUGCCUUAAUAUUCCUCUUAAAUGGGGUUACAAGCGAUUCUGUGAUCUUCCUAAGUUGAGGACGGACAUCACCUUUACUAUUUUCCUGUAGCUUUGAAUUUCUGGGCCUUCUUUUAGCAUUAAAUGUAGUAUAUUAAAUCAUGGAUUGCAUCGUGGUAGUCUUAGAACGCCAGUCUCGGCGGGCAGUGAAGUGAUUACUUGGCUAGCUCCGCGAUGGGAUUUUAGUUUCUCGAUUAUAUAUAUGCGGUGUUUGCAAUUGAUAUCGUUGUUAAGGUAUAAUGAAGGAUGCACCUCAAAUAAUUCUUACGUCUCAAAAUAGACGUUCUUUUAAUUGGACGAGAAGAACUCACCAAGAUCCAUAGUUAGUCUAUCAUUUUAAUUCGCCCUGGUUGAAAAUGUAUGCUCGUUACUGUGAACUGUAAAACUUUGAGUGAAUUGCUUGAUUCGUUGCUAGCCAACCUGCAUUCCAGCAACUGCUAACCCAUCCUCGUCCCAGUGCCCACACCUCCUUCUAUAGCCCAGCAUGGCUGUUGCAUUGUCUCGCUGUUAGCAAAACAAGAAAAUGAUUUCAUUUGUUUUCAUUAAUUCCCUACUGAGGCACGAUUUUUUUAUGCAGUAGUGAAGAGUUCCUCGGCGUGGUUAAAGUUGAACUUGUAGUACUAGUGAACUGAAGACAUUCUAGAAUUUCUGUUGAUGUGUCCCGAACGCUUUGCUGUACAUUUAAUGCUCUCCCUUAAUCUUUUUUUACACUCUGCUUGUACAUAACUCGUGUGUUAUUGUUGUUGUUUCUGGAAUUGAUUGAUGAUAAAACGAUAUCCUUGUUAUAGUUUACAGUGGGAAUACUGCUACGUUGUAGUAUUCGAAUUUAACGGUUUUCGAAUUCAUUAUCCUACAAUGCAGUUCACACAACUAAUUAAAGGCUAUUUUUUUACUCCGGAAGAGAUUAUGUUGAUACUUGUGACACAUUGCCCGAUUAUACCCUGAAUGGAAUGCAAAUGUUGUGUGUGAAGUGCUGCGUAAAUUUAAUCUCGUUCUCAUAAGCGUCGCGUUGAGUGUUGCUGGAGUUCCGCUUUUGCUCAGAUCAUCAAAAUAUGCAGCAUAUGCAACGCUGUCAGCGCAUCGUCCUCAGGAUGAUGUCGUCAGAGUCGGAACGGACGAGGGUCCUGAAUAACAGCCGAGUCCACGUCAAAACUUAGACGUAUCCUUGUUAUAAGACGGCCGCUCGUUCUUGUGUCAACUAGACUUUUGGUAUGAGCGUCGCUGCCGUUUCGACGCCCUCUUGCAGACAUGUCACCGGUGCAGCUCGUGUAAUGUUCUUCGUUAAUGUGUGUUUGUAGUUUUUAAGUUUAUAUUUCAUAUUUUUAGUUCCUUAACAUUAACCGAAUGUCCCCAGGUUCACGCAUCAUCAAGGAUGAUUUCUUGGUGCUCCUGACUAUUAGGCGGAAACAGUAGAAUGUUUAUUUUGGUGAAUAUCCUAAAAUGACUUCUUGGUGGCCAACUCAAAGAAUUGCUCUGUUUCCUAGAAUUAACCAAGCCCUAUAAUUUUAAUAAUAAAUAAAAUUUGAAUGAGUAUUUGUUGAUAGCACUGAAGGCUGAAACUGCAGCAGGAUAGAAUCUGGUCGCUCUUGUUUUGUUCGCCUGUCAGUUUUCCUACAAGAAUAUUUCUCUGACUGCAAGAGUUGGAAAUAUUGUGGUCGCAUCUUUUUCAUUUACCGCACCUAUUCUUGCUUAAUGUUAUUGCAUUAGCAUUCCUCUGCGCUGCCGUUCGUCCGCCGAACGAUUCUUGCUGCAUCUUCCUAGAAAUUCGAUGUUUUCUGUCGUAUGGAAUGCGGGUAGUCCCAUAGCAAUCAUUUAGCCAUUGUGUGAGGGUAUUCUAAUUUGUAUGGUAUUAUUUACCCUGACUUGCAACUCCACUUAUUCAAGUUUUUCAAUAAUUAAUGUAAGCCUUCUUCAAUACUUUUCUUGGCCUGGAAUGUCUUUUCAAUUAUUGACGACAAUAGAUUCAGUGGUUCAUCCACCAUACUUGGCUGUUCAUAACAGAAAUGGGUUUCAAUGCCAACGCUAAAAUCAAAUCUUGAAAUGGGAUCUGAAUGUGGCACGUGCGUCUAUCGCCCUAGCGUCUGUCUGUGUUUUUUUUUUUUUUUGCUCGCUUCCUGCGUUGGUCCUCGUAUGAAGCGAGACAUUAAGUAUUUAACAAAUAUGUUCAUUUAUGGGUAAACCAACCACGAUAUUUUCGUGCAUGUUACGUCUGUUGUCCCAAAAUUCUUAGCAUUCUGUAACUAGGCAUUCAUUCUCGCCUGUCUAAAGUUUAAAGAUUUAUUGACCUUUCGAGCGUAAAUGAUUCACGUUUUCUAUUCCUGUGUCAGUCUACACAAGAUCUCACAUGUGUAUUCGUGUGUCAUUGUACACAUGUGUUUCUGCGUCAUGGUACCCAUGAUCACACAUGUGUUUCUGCCUCAUUGUACACAUGAUCACACAUGUGUUUCUGCGCCAUUAAACCCAUGAUCACACAUGUGUUUCUGCGUCAUUGUACACAUGAUCACACAUGUGUUUCUGCGUCAUUGUACGCAUGAUCACACAUGUGUUUCUGCGUCAUUGUACCCAUGAUCACAUGUGUUUCUGUGUCAUGGUACACAAGACAAUGUGUGUUCGUAUCCCAUUCACCGGGCACCGGGAAUGAUUACCUAUUGUACAUUUAUCUGGUAGCGCCGCUAAGAUUCGCCAUUCCUAAUUUAUUGAUGUAUUUGACCCGUACCGAAUCGUGUAUCUGUUAUUGUAAGUCAUGUAUCCUCGCGAUAAGUUAAUAUGAGAGAGACGGCCGCGUUAUGAUGCCCAAGCAUAUCAUUGCUCUGAAAAAGACGGUAAUUGUCAGUGUAAGGGAAUAAUUUAUUUACUCAUUCAUGACGCGUUAGGUGAUCAAUAAUAAGCGACGUGUAUUGCUUAAAGGUUUCAAUAAAUGUCAACUGUUUUAAUGGUUAGGAUGUUUAUUUUAGACUUACACUCGCAGAGUGAACGCACUGGAGCCUCUCAAUUAAAUUCGAUGUAGUCUGCCAUUCACUAACUAAGCAUGUAUGUACUCCAUGCAUUCUCAAGUGUCAAGUAAAGCAUUCACAACAUUUAUAUCAUUUAUUUCUUUUCAUUCAAACCCAUUGUGAUGAAUUCAGGUACUUUUUCGGGUUUGGAGUUUGAUAUAUUAUUAAACUAGCCU
Hyalella azteca is the source of this 5996-nucleotide messenger RNA. It is a transcript of the gene lace, whose product is annotated as serine palmitoyltransferase 2. The transcript has 12 exons. The record is from RefSeq and is a predicted model, not a curated record. The coding region runs from base 96 to 1769 and encodes 557 amino acids. Gene Ontology annotation, biological process: sphingosine biosynthetic process; ceramide biosynthetic process. Gene Ontology annotation, molecular function: serine C-palmitoyltransferase activity; pyridoxal phosphate binding. Gene Ontology annotation, cellular component: serine palmitoyltransferase complex. Lineage: Eukaryota; Metazoa; Arthropoda; Malacostraca; Amphipoda; Hyalellidae.